Molecule: messenger RNA, 492 nt
Organism: Chrysoperla carnea
Lineage: Eukaryota; Metazoa; Arthropoda; Insecta; Neuroptera; Chrysopidae
Exons: 3
Coding region: 219-482 (87 amino acids)
Source: RefSeq, a predicted model, not a curated record
UAAGUUUUUAUUUCUCGUUGAAACAUUUAUUUGAUCUUUUUCUGAAAUGAACGAUAAAGAUGAAAAUGAUCGUAAAAAGCUACAGGAGCUUUGGAAAGAUUUACACCCUACUGUGUUUUUCUGUAUAGAUUUCAUUAACAGAAAAUUCAGAUUGGUGGAGGAUUGUGAAUAAUUUAGAAGAGACACUUUUAGCCAAUAAUAUCGAUUCAACAUUAUGUAUGCAACGUGCGAUAUGUUGGUUAAUUAAAAAUUCAUCACAAAAUGUAGCUUUAGGUAAAAGUGCAAGUGUAGACAAAAUUAUUGAUGGAAUAGCAAGCAAUACUUGGAUGCGACAUUUUAUUAAUGGAACUGCAAUAGAUAACGCCAUACAAGAUGGUUAUAAAAGUGACAAAAAUUGUUCAAAUACAUACUCCUGUCAAUUAAAUCAAUUAUCUUUGGAAAAGAUUAUGAAGAAAAUCACUAAAAAUGUAAACAGAUUAUAAGUACCCACAA